AUGGUCAGCCGGAACUUUAAGAACGUUCUGGUGGUCUCCAUCGGGUUCCUGUCCCUGUUCACGGCGUAUGGAGGUCUGCAGAGUCUACAGAGCAGCCUCAAUGCGGAGCAGGGGAUGGGCGUGGCCUCCCUCAGCGUCAUCUACGCCUCCAUCAUCAUCUCCUCCAUGUUCCUCCCUCCCAUCAUGAUCAAGAACCUGGGCUGUAAGUGGACCAUCGUAGUGGGCAUGGCCUGUUAUGUGUCCUACUCCUUUGGAAACCUCUACCCCGGAUGGUACACCCUCAUCCCCACCUCCGUCAUCCUUGGUCUGGGGGGUUCGCCGCUGUGGUCGGCCAAAUGCGCCUACCUGACCAUCUCUGGGAACCUCCAGGGCGCCGCCGAGGGCAAACGGGGCUCGGACAUCAUCAACCAGUACUUCGGCAUCUUCUUCUUCAUCUUCCAGUCGUCGGCCGUGUGGGGAAACCUCAUGUCGUCGCUCAUCUUUGGACAGGACACCAAAUUAGCAAAUAUCACGGCGGAGCAGCUGCAGACCUGUGGAGCGGCUGACUGUGGCCUGGAUAUCAGCUCCAACAGCACCACCUCCAGGCCGGCACAGUCACUGGUCUGGACGCUGGUCGGAUGCUACAUCGGCGUGGGCGUGCUGGCCAUCCUCAUCGUGGCCAUAUUCCUGGACAACAUCGACCGGGAACAGGUCAGCCAGUUCCGUGGGAACCGUGAACCAUUCUGCCACACCUUCAUGGCCACGUUCCGUCUGCUGAAGGACUGGAGGCUGCUGACGCUCAUCCCUCUGACCAUGUACAGCGGCUUCGAGCAGAGCUUCCUGUCUGGAGAGUACACCAAGAACUACGUGACGUGUGCUUUGGGAAUCCACUUUGUCGGCUUUAUAAUGAUGUGUUUCGGUGCCGCCAACUCACUCUGUUCUUUCCUGUUCGGGAGGUUGGCCAGGUACACCGGCAGGGCGGCGCUCUUCUUCUUCGCGGCUCUCACUAACUUCGCCUGCAUCUUGGCGCUCCUGUUCUGGCGUCCUCAUCCUGACGACCUGCCGGUGUUCUUCGUCUUUCCCGCUCUGUGGGGAAUGGCCGACGCCAUCUGGCAGACUCAGACCAACGCUCUGUACGGCAUCCUCUUCCCCAGACACAAAGAGGCGGCGUUCGCCAACUACCGCAUGUGGGAGUCCCUGGGCUUCGUCAUCGCCUUCGCCUACAGCACCUUCCUGUGUCUGGAGUACAAACUGUACAUCCUGUUGGCCGUGCUGCUGCUGACGCUGCUCACCUACCCCAUAGUGGAGUACCACGAGCACAAGCACCCCACCCCCCCCAUCGAGGAAGGCACCUACACCAGCGGCAGGAAGCAGGUCCAGGAAAACGACAAGGACGUCAUCUGUCAGACACACCUAUAGAGUAGACCACCACAGACUGCCACAGACCACCACAGACAACCACAGACCACCACAUACAACCACAGACCACCACAGACAACCACAGACCACCACAGACCACCACAGACA
Molecule: messenger RNA, 1506 nt
Organism: Sphaeramia orbicularis (orbiculate cardinalfish)
Lineage: Eukaryota; Metazoa; Chordata; Actinopteri; Kurtiformes; Apogonidae
Product: protein unc-93 homolog A-like
Exons: 8
Coding region: 1-1398 (465 amino acids)
Source: RefSeq, a predicted model, not a curated record